This is a messenger RNA of Tuber melanosporum (Perigord truffle), 1526 nucleotides long. RefSeq lists its product as uncharacterized. NCBI's taxonomy places the organism in Eukaryota, Fungi, Ascomycota, Pezizomycetes, Pezizales, Tuberaceae. Gene Ontology annotation, molecular function: chitinase activity; chitin binding. Gene Ontology annotation, biological process: carbohydrate metabolic process; chitin catabolic process. The record is from RefSeq and is a predicted model, not a curated record. The coding region runs from base 399 to 1526 and encodes 375 amino acids. Gene Ontology annotation, cellular component: extracellular region. The transcript is spliced from 8 exons.
GGAAAAAGAAAAAAAAAAAGAGAACACAGACGGGAUUUCCUGGGCGGAAGGCGUGCGAAUACUGUACCGGCAUUAGAAACGAAAUAGCACUGGCAAUGGGGUGGAGUGGGGAAGGGGACAAACGGAACAUCAUCGCCUACCAUGCCCCACAAAAUUAGCACGUUUUGGUGGGAAAGAAAAAGAGACCCCAGGAUUACAAGUAUAAAACUAUUUGGGAGUCCCUCCUCAUGACCUUCCAACUCACCACAACUCGAAUCUUCAUCAUCUCAGCUCUGCUUGUUAUAUCAGUUGUACUAGCCCCAAGAAUUUACGAACCCCUGCGCCCCGCGUUUAACGACAUAAUAUCCUCAUACCUCGACGACUGUACGGCAACCCGCACAGAAACCCCCCGCGCUACAAUGUUUGGAAAGAAGACGGUUGCUUACUUUGUCAACUGGGGCAUUUACGGCCGCAACUACCAACCCCAAGACAUCCCAGCUUCUCAUUUGACCCACAUCUUGUACUCCUUUGCCAAUGUCCGCCCUGAAUCUGGUGAAGUCUACUUGAGCGACCCGUACUCCGAUCUUGAAAAGCACUACCCCACCGACUCCUGGAACGACGUUGGCACAAACGUCUACGGCUGCGGUGGACAUACUCCGCCAACUUUGCGCCGGCAGCAGCUACGGCUGCUGGCAGGUGUACAUUCGCCAGGACUGCCGUUCAACUCGUCAGGGACCUGGGAUUUGAUGGUAUCGAUAUUGAUUGGUAUGCCCUUUCAUGCCACCCAGGCUCAGAAUUUUGUUUCUCUAUUGGCAGAGUGCCGUACACAACUCGACGCUUACGGGAACCAGUAUGCGCCAGGCCAGAAGUUGCUUUUGACUAUUGCUGCUCCUUGCGGCGCAACCCACUACACCAAACUCCUAAUCAGCCAAAUGAACCAAUACCUCGACUUCUGGAACUUAAUGGCCUACGACUUCGCUGGGAGCUGGGAUUCCACAGCUGGCCACCAAGCAAACCUCUACCACUCAGCCUCCAACCCAGAAAGCACGCCCUUCAGUGCCAAUGACGCCGUGAACGCCUACAUCGCCGGCGGCGUCCCGUGCAACAAGAUAGUCUUGGGCAUGCCCCUCUACGGCCGCUCCUUCCAGGCCACCACGGGGCCCGGAGCCUCCUUCACCGGCAUCGGCAACGGGAGCUGGGAGAAUGGCGUGUGGGAUUAUAAGGCCCUGCCGAAAGCCGGCGCGGCCGAGUGCGCUGACAACAGUACCGUUGCCUCGUGGAGUUAUGACUCUGCCGCCCGGGAGAUGAUUUCUUACGACACACCCACCAUUGCGCAGACCAAGAGCUCAUAUAUCCUGGAGAAGGGCUUGGGCGGUGGCAUGUGGUGGGAGUUAAGCUCUGAUAAGCCGAUUGGGGACCCGCGGUCUUUGAUCAAGACUACCGUGGACCGGUUCGGUGGUACGGGGUCGUUGGAGACUACCAACAACAUUCUUACGUACCCCGGGAGUAAGUAUGAUAACAUGAGGAACCAGUUCAGAAGCGAAUAG